Messenger RNA from Cuscuta europaea, 2714 nucleotides. Lineage: Eukaryota; Viridiplantae; Streptophyta; Magnoliopsida; Solanales; Convolvulaceae. The record is from the annotation of a GenBank genome assembly.
GAAAAUCACAAAAACCAUUGUCGGCUUCUGUCCAAGCAUCAAACACUUCACGUAUCACGGAUUCACGGGCGCUAAUCCUGAAAUGGAGACUUCUUCUUCAUCGUCGGCUUCUGUUGAUACUGUACUUCGAACACUAGCCAACAGAGGCUGGUCUUUCCGCGACAUUGAUCAAGUGAAAUUACUCCUGUCAGCUCAAUCUAGCUUGGCCACCAUCGAUUCAGUUGAAUUAGAGCUUAUCAAAUUGGACUUGCGAUCCAUCGGCGGUAAAACGUUACCCGACCCUUCCUCUAUUCGAAAAGUUUCUCAUCUUCAGGGCCCUAUAGUUCUUCAAAUAUCUUCUGUCAGAGAUGUAUCUAGCAGCAAAGUGACUGAGAACUCAGGAAAUGCAAAAAGUCGACGUCUUUUAAGAUUGAAGCUCACCGAUGGACACUAUGAAGUAACAGCGAUAGAAUACUCUUACAUACCAUCAAUUCCUGAUGAUGUCAUACCUGGCACUAAGGUCCGUUUGGAAAACAAAACAAUAGUGCGUAGUGGUAUUGUUUGUUUAAAUGCCAAAGCAGUUACUGUUUUAGGUGGAUUUGUUGAGUCACUUUAUGAGGAAUGGCAAAUGAACCGAAAAUAUGCAGGCCUCCCGCGCUCAUCUUUGAGACAGUUUCACGAAGGGGCCUCUUCUGGUCCACCGCCAUUUGAAAAGUUGCAAGUUGGAGCGAAUCACAAGAACAAGAACUAUGCUCAGCAGAAGAGAGACUUUGAGUCUUGCAUGUCUUCAUCAUCUAGAAGUUCAGUAUCCCUGCCUACUGGAAAAGCUGAUAGCUCUACAGACUUACAGAAGCAUAAUGAUUCAAGGGGUGACAAUUUGGGUGAUGAUCUGAAGCAAUCUAAUUGUGAACCAAAUGAAGAAAAGCCAAUCAUCUCUGAAGCAAGACCAAAAGAAGUGGUCGAAUCUUUCCCCGUUCAAAAUCAAGCAGCUUCACAAAAACUUCUCCAGAAAAUGAACCAGCCUUUCAGGGAUAAUCAUCGCAUUAGGGGUCAAAGACAUAGGGGGAAAGAAAAAGAGGAAGAUUCACAUCUCCUUACUCUUGAUGAAUGGGAAAGGAGUAGAAGUGGCAACAUUUCUGGAAAUCAAAAGCUCUCUAGUAUUAGCCAGGAUGAGGAUCUCGCGAGGCAGCUUCAAGAGCAGUUUGAUUUGGAAGAUGUUCAUGUACAAAAAGAUUCUAGCAUGACAGAGGCAGAAAAUAUAAGAAUGAAUAUGUUCAGAUUUGACCGAGAUGAUGCCAGAGCUCAUGGCACAAUGGGGUUUAGAGGAAGAGGAAGGGGAAGGGGAAGAGGACGGAGGGGAGGCAGAGGGAGAACGUGAUAUAUUUUUUGUAUGCAGCUAAGCCUCCUCUUAGGUUUCCGAGGUUUGUGACUUUGUCUUUUAUGACGGGGAAUUCCUCUAGGGUCAGUUUGGGAGUUUAGUUUUGAAGGCUUUUGGUGGGCAGGCUUUGGAUGUCUAAGUUAUAUCUUGAUAUAUUUUUGAGUUUAUUGAAAAAAAUGGAAGAAUGACAUAAUGAUAGAUAAAAUAUUACUGCAGCGUCAUUUUUUGUGUAGUGAAAGAUUAUGCUGAUCAAGAUAUAUAUGCCAACCCAUCCAAUGUUGUGCCCUCCAAACCCUUGAGAACCUUCCGUCCAAAUAGACCCUUAAAGCAAUGCUGAGGUUUAUACUAACUUGUACACCGAUAUCUUUUUAUCCACAAAUAUGUCAUGGUGUUCGUGUCUAUGAAACCUGGUAGCGUAUCCGUGAUUCCGUGAGACCAAAGAAACAAUAAAAAAAAACGGGUUGUGUACAACUUGAUGUACACUUUUCACUUUAAUUUACAAAUAGCAUUGCUCAUUCCUCAAUGUUAAGCAAUGCGACAUGUACAAACGACAUGUACAAAAUGUGGCAUUCCCUCGCAGUACUUUUUCCCGUGCACGAGGCUUACUUAAUGCCAAAAAUGGAGGACAAGCUCUGGUUAUCUACCUUCAUAUCUCAAAUGGUACAUGCCAAUUUUUGUGUUGAUACAAUUCCAAACGUAAUUUGGCAACCCUAACAAUUACAACUAUGGUUGCAACAUGUUGCUGGGAAGAAGAGGAUAUAAGAAAAAUCAUGGAGAACUUUUAAAGUUUUGAACUACAAGUGUAAAUAAGGACCUAAUAAUAGAGAUUAUUUUACACACACACGUAUGGAUCUUCUCAAAAUAUGUAGCUAGUUUUGGCCAAUAUUUGUUGCAAUAUACGGAUGAUAAUAGUACUCUAAUAACAACAUCCCAUGUAAUAUAACCAAAUUGUCCAAAUAUGUAGUACGUAGUAUGUUUUAGUGCAAAUUUACAUUACAUAUGUAUUUGAUCACAUUUCAUUAGGCAAUACCUUAACGGCUUAACUACGUCGUAUGGUAGGUAAUGUUGUACUUAUCAUUUGCCCAUGAAUCAUGGUCGGUCCUCAAUAUAUCCUUUCAAGGAGACAAAGCCAGAACUGCAAAGGCAUGUGAUGUUGAUUGGUAAUGCUCCAUACUUUGUAUUAAUGUCCAUCAUCUAUGCAAAUUGUUGAUAUAACAACUAAACUCUCAGUUAGCAUGGCUUAAGAACUUGGUUGAGACUUGAGAAGUUAUAAUGUUUCAUUUCAAAAUUAUAUGGUGUUAUCUAGUGUUUAUUUGAAACCCGGGUGUGUAGGCCUUAUAUUUGUAUUAAGCUCUUA